Molecule: messenger RNA, 1160 nt
Organism: Rhizopus microsporus ATCC 52813
Lineage: Eukaryota; Fungi; Mucoromycota; Mucoromycetes; Mucorales; Rhizopodaceae
Exons: 1
Coding region: 30-1112 (360 amino acids)
Source: RefSeq, a predicted model, not a curated record
AUAUACUCCUAUAUAUAAAUUAUAUAUUCAUGUCAUUAUACUCAAACGAACAAGAGAUACCAGUAACAUGUACACCGAUAUUUGAAGGGCAUUUAUAUGUUCGAACAGAAAAAAAGGAAUGGAAGUGGAGAUUAUUUCGAUUUGAUGGCUCAACUUUUACUUGCUUAUCAACAAAGAAGCAACCUAAUAGUCCAACUGUCAAUAAUCCACUUUAUACAACACCAAAACGAUUGACAGAUGAAUCGAUUCCCAAUAUAAAAUACUUUCAAUUGCCUGAAUGGACCGUCGAUCUUUCGACUAUUUGUUCUAUUUCACUUUUAAGGAAAUCAAAAAGACCACCAAAAUGCUUUUCAAUUCAAACCAUUUUUAAUAAGCGAUAUGUCUUGAAAGCAUCGAAACAAAAGGAUUUGGAAAGAUGGUUAUUUGUAUUAACCAAAAUGUGGACAUUCACUCAACAACAACGGCAACAAGAAGAGCCAAAAGUACAACCUAUGCUAAAACCAAUGCUGUCUAGAGAAAAAGUUCAAGUUAUUGAAGAAUGGCGAAGGUCAUUAGCUGAACUGAUGGCACAAGAUCCAAAUAUCAAAAAGACUGUUGCACCACCACCUAUCGAACCCAUGCCUGAAGAUGAUAAUUUGAGUAUAUUUACAGACAUGACAAGUAUCAGUCAUAGACGACCCAACAAGAAAGUGAUCAAAAGACCAAGUACUAGACGAGCAAAGAUUAUGCCAAAGGAGAUGCCUUUAGUCACAGAGGCUAACCUGAUAUUAAAGAAAAAGGGAUUGGAUGAUGCUGGUCUCUGGAUGAGUAAUAACCUAUUCAACUACUUUCAACAGGAAAAGAGCGAAGACUUGUCUUCAUUUGAUAACAAUAAUAACGCAGUCUUUGUUGAAAAAGUGAAAUAUUACAACCUUGAAAGUGGAAAAAAACUUAUAAUUCAAUCCCAGUCAAAUUAUCUAAAUUAUGCAAAACGAGAAGAAGAGGAAGAUGAAGAUAUCAGUUUGGCUGAACUAUUACAUAAACUAAAUCUAACAAAGCAACCUUCUGUCAAAAAAUGCUCUUCCUUUGUUGCUCCUGCAAUACCACCUUAUAAAGUGUCAAAUUAUCAUUAAACAACAUUAGUCACAUAUAUUGUUUUCUUUUUUUUUUCUUUUCUUCUU